Molecule: messenger RNA, 384 nt
Organism: Drosophila yakuba
Lineage: Eukaryota; Metazoa; Arthropoda; Insecta; Diptera; Drosophilidae
Exons: 2
Coding region: 1-384 (127 amino acids)
Source: RefSeq, a predicted model, not a curated record
AUGAUCAGGCAAUGCAAUGGCAUCGGAGUGAUGGUGAGCUUGGUAAUUUGCUGCGGCCACUGUGGAUGCUCCAAGAAUCUCGGCAUUCGGGGCAGCGAAUUCAACGCCCUGUUUCAGGUAUCUGCGGCAGUACAGGCGGACUGGCAGGAUAAAAGGACAACAGGAGAAUGGCCAACUACUGUAGCGGGGAAUACGAGUUACACAAAUUCAAUUAGGCACCGGCACCGGCUGGCUGACUGGCCAUUGGUUUGCACGACGGAUGCAAUCGCGAACAGCUGGGGCCACUGGGGCGUAUACGCGAUAUUCAGGACACUCGAAACCGACGAGGCUUGCUCCGUGGCGUACGAAUGCCGUGUGAACCUGUUGCGGCUGCGAAUGCGCUGA